GGGCGGGUGGUUCCUMUCAUGAGGCCUAAAAAGCCUUUUCCCUUCGGCCUGUGCUGCCUCGUCUUCGGCCUGGUGGUGUUCCUGGCCGGAGUGGUGCUGGCCUCUGUCUUCAUCCAUCGCUCCUACUUCAUACCUCAGCAGCAGAUCCCAGAGGACAGCCUGUUCCACUGCCGGGUCGUCUUCGAAGACUCGGUGUACGCUCCGCUGAGGGGACGGCAAGAACUGGAGGAGAACGUGGGCAUCUUCCUGGAGGACAACUACGAGCAGAUCAGCGUGCCCGUGCCACACUUCGGAGGGAGCGACCCGGCUGAUAUCAUCCACGACUUCCAGAGGGGUCUCACAGCUUAUCACGACAUUGCCUUGGACAAAUGCUACAUCACUGAGCUGAACACGACCUCGGUGAUGCCUCCACGGAGCCUGUGGGAGCUACUUAUUAACGUCAAGAGAGGGACGUACCUUCCUCAGACCUACAUCGUCCAGGAGGAGAUGGUCGUGACCGGAAGGGUGAGGAACAUGMGGCAGCUGGGCCCGUACAUCCACAGACUCUGCUUCGGCAAAGAAACGUACCGCCUCAGACGCCGCGGCCAGCGCCAACGUAUCGAAAGGCGCGAGACAAAAAGGUGUCAUCGAAUCCGUCACUUUGAAAACACGUUUGUGGUCGAGACCGUCAUCUGCGACAGAUUCUAACAUCUGGGGAGGAAAUCACAGCCAGCCGACACCGAAGCCAGUUUCAAACCAUACCUCUUGAACUCCUUCUGCGUUUAAACUGCACUUUAAGAGCAACAUUUUGUCCAUUCCUUUCAGUUUUUAUUUUAAUUUUUUAGCGUUUUUGUCUCCUUCUAGAAUGCUCUUUAACUGUCAACAUCAUGUCUUUUUUUAUUUAGAUUAUUAGUGUAGGUAAUGUGUUUAACUGUAGGUCGUCCUGUAGAGCAGAAAAUGUUCACGAGUCGGUUCAGAUCAGAAUAUGUCUGUGUAUUGUUGAGUAAUCCAGUGCACUGCAGAUCAUUGUAAAGACUUUUUGAAGCUGCUUGCACUUUGCACUCGUUAUUACUUGAUUCUUAUUUGGUUUAAAUGGCAAAAACAUACCUCAUGUAGUUAUAAAGUUAAUUUGCUGAUUUAAAUCAUUAACGACUUGUGUACAUAACUUUUGACUUGUUCCUAAGCAAUAUACUCUGUAAAUUGAUUUCUGUUCCUYGUAACGUUCUCAUGAAUCAACUCAUUUAUUUAUGGUUCACCACUCGUUUCUAUURGUAACUGUUUGUUGGUUAAAAUGGCUUUAGACUGUCACUAGUAGCAGUGCUGUGGAGGAACAAAGGGAACCAAAGUCUGCAGUGAUGCUAUACGGUUAUUAUAUUUACAAAUAACGCUCGACGGUUCAGAUCAUUCACUGUAGAUGAUAUCAAAAGCUCAGACCUGCUUUGUUUUGCUCUUCCUCCUCCUCUUCACUCAGAUUUGCCUGUGCUCUUAGUACUUCCUGUCCACAAUGUUGCUGUGUCUCAACAUUUUGUCCAAUUUUCUGACGUCCAUGUGCUCAUAUUUCUCUAAUGUUUUACUGUACAGAUGAAUUUACUUGUAAUAUUUUGCUGCUUUAAGAAUAAAUGAUUAAUCUUUG
This is a messenger RNA of Austrofundulus limnaeus, 1612 nucleotides long. It is a transcript of the gene itm2cb, whose product is annotated as integral membrane protein 2Cb. Gene Ontology annotation, cellular component: plasma membrane; Golgi apparatus; extracellular exosome. The record is from RefSeq and is a predicted model, not a curated record. Gene Ontology annotation, biological process: negative regulation of amyloid precursor protein biosynthetic process. Gene Ontology annotation, molecular function: amyloid-beta binding. Lineage: Eukaryota; Metazoa; Chordata; Actinopteri; Cyprinodontiformes; Rivulidae.